Molecule: messenger RNA, 1017 nt
Organism: Populus nigra (black poplar)
Lineage: Eukaryota; Viridiplantae; Streptophyta; Magnoliopsida; Malpighiales; Salicaceae
Product: histidine-containing phosphotransfer protein 1-like
Exons: 6
Coding region: 347-811 (154 amino acids)
Biological process (GO): cytokinin-activated signaling pathway; phosphorylation; phosphorelay signal transduction system
Cellular component (GO): cytoplasm; nucleus
Molecular function (GO): histidine phosphotransfer kinase activity; protein histidine kinase binding
Source: RefSeq, a predicted model, not a curated record
GAUGAUAUAGUAGAAGAGCAAAUGUUGUUGGUGGGGCUGUGACUGUGACUGGAAUCUGAGUGCGAGCCAAAAAAAAAGAUACUGAAAACAGAACAUAAGCACAAAUCCAGAGAGGAAAGGAUAAAGAAAGGUGGCUGUCAAUCUCUUAAUAACCAAAAAAGCAAGCAAAAAUCUCUCCACAUUUAAUUUUUCCAUAGCAUUUAUGCUCUCCAGUUAUUACCCACUUUGAUUGUGCAGUAACUCCACAAGAUCUGAAAAUUUAAGCCACAAAGCUGUGUUUAACCGUAGCUUAAAAACCCACUUUGUUUUUGUGUUCUUCCAACUUUUUAAGAGAGAGGGUCAAAGCAUGGAGGUUGGCCAGAUGCAGAGAGCAUGGGUUGAAUAUACCAAGUCCUUGUUUAGGGAGGGUUUUCUGGAUGCCCAGUUUCAACAGCUUCAGCUUCUGCAAGAUGAGAGCAACCCGGAUUUUGUUGCUGAAGUGGUAUCUCUCUUCUUUGAAGAUUCAGAGAGGCUUCUGACUGAUCUAACCUCUGCCUUAGAACAGCAAAAUAUAGACUUCAAAAAGGUUGAUGCUCAUGUUCACCAGUUUAAGGGUAGCAGCUCCAGCAUAGGUGCACUGAGAGUUAAAAACGACUGCAUCGCCUUUCGCAACUUCUGUGAGGAACAGAACAUUGAGGGGUGCCUGAGAUGCCUGCAGCAAUUGAAACAUGAUUACUAUCUUGUGAAGAGCAAGCUUGAAGCUCUAAUCAGGUUGGAGCAACAGAUCGUGGCAGCUUGCGGGACGAUUCCUAUGGAAGAAUUGAGUUCUUAAGGCUAACAAUUCAAUGCAAGGAAAGCUGCAACUAAAAGUGGGAGGAUUACUGUAGAGAAGCUUUUUUGGGUUUUUCGCGUUCUACUACUCUCACUGGAAGGUUCUGUUUAACUAAUGAGAUUGUGCUUGUAUUAAUUCAUGAAGAUAAGUCCCAUGAACUACAACUUAUCAUUAUGUGCUUCAAUCCAGACAACCAUUGCUCUUCA